Molecule: messenger RNA, 1999 nt
Organism: Cynoglossus semilaevis (tongue sole)
Lineage: Eukaryota; Metazoa; Chordata; Actinopteri; Pleuronectiformes; Cynoglossidae
Gene: lhx4
Product: LIM homeobox 4
Exons: 6
Coding region: 31-1500 (489 amino acids)
Biological process (GO): regulation of transcription by RNA polymerase II; neuron differentiation
Cellular component (GO): nucleus
Molecular function (GO): RNA polymerase II transcription regulatory region sequence-specific DNA binding; DNA-binding transcription factor activity, RNA polymerase II-specific; zinc ion binding
Source: RefSeq, a predicted model, not a curated record
CGUCAGGCCCAGCCGCCCCUGCAGCCCUGAAUGGAGCGAGCAGUCUGUCUGAUCCACUCCAAAACAGCACGGCACGGAACGACACGACACGACACGACACGGACCUUACACCGGGAAAAGAGACGCCACAGGAGUAGAGGUUUGAGGGCUCGUUCUGCCGAGCGGAGGGGAAGCCUCAGCAGCAGCAGCAGCAGCAGCAGCCUCCACCAGCACCACCGUCGUCAUCAUCACCAUCAUCAUCAUCACCUCCAGACUUUUUUCCUCCAGAGGAGACGGGACUGGGAGUGCGCCCACCGUGUUGCGGGUGUAUGUACGUGCGUUUGGCUCACGAUGAUGCAAAGUGCGGCGGUCCUACCGACAGAGAGUCCUGUGAAGAGUUUACCGGAGAUUCUCGGAGUUCCACUGCAACAGAUCCCUCAGUGUGCCGGCUGUAGUCAGCACAUCCUGGACAAGUUCAUCCUGAAGGUGCUGGACAGACACUGGCACUCCAAGUGCCUCAAGUGCGCCGACUGUCAGACUCCGCUGGCGGACAAAUGUUUCUCCCGAGCAGGAGGCGUUUACUGCAAAGAGGAUUUUUUCAAGCGUUUUGGAACAAAAUGUGCAUCGUGCCAACAGGGGAUCCCACCGACGCAGGUUGUGCGGAAGGCGCAGGACUUCGUGUAUCACCUUCACUGCUUCGCCUGCAUCAUGUGCAGCCGACAGUUGGCCACAGGGGACGAGUUUUACCUCAUGGAGGACGGGAGGCUGGUGUGCAAAGUGGAUUAUGAGACAGCAAAACAAAAUGAUGACUCAGAGGCAGGAACCAAGCGACCGAGGACCACCAUCACUGCCAAACAGUUGGAGACCCUGAAAAGUGCCUACAAGAACUCACCCAAGCCAGCACGUCACGUCAGAGAGCAGCUUUCAUCAGAGACUGGACUAGACAUGAGAGUAGUGCAGGUUUGGUUCCAGAACAGACGGGCGAAGGAAAAGCGGCUGAAGAAAGACGCAGGUCGCCAUCGCUGGACUCAGUUUUACAAAAGUGUGAAACGCAGCCGAGGUGGAGCUAAAGUGGAGAAGGAGAGCUCAGCUGACGACGCCGGACUGAGUGACAGUGAACUGAGCUUCAGAGACGACCAGGUCCUGUCAGAUCUUGGCCACACCAACGGUCUUUAUGGGAGUGUUGGUGACGUAACCAACAGCACGGUGCUCAACGGCGGCUUCUCCGUGGACGCCACGGGCCAGCCGUACCACGACAUCCGAGCGGGAAGCCCGUACGGCCUUCCCCAGUCGCCCUCCUCCAUCACGUCCUUGUCCGGCCACACUCCUCUCCUCAACAACCUGGGAUUCAACAUGGACAGUCUGGUGGUGCAGGGUGGAGCGGGCGGAGUGGGUCAGGCUCUCAGGGCUAUGGCAGGAGGCCCAACCUCAGACUUGUCCACAGGCAGCAGUACAGGAUACCCCGACUUCCCCACCAGCCCUGCUUCCUGGUUGGAUGAGAUGGACCAUUCCCAGUUCUGAGUCUCAAACAGUGUUAGCUGAUCCCAGGAUGAAACUGGCUCAUUAGACACAUGUCUGUCCUUCACCCACAAAGACUGGUGUGUGCGGUGAUGCUGGGUGAAGAGCAGAGGGAAGAGAUGGAGUUCGAUUCCACGUCUCUCCAGUGAAGGAACAGCCCUGGUCUGGACGAGUGGUCCAGAGAGGAGCAGUUUUGAACUGUGUAUCAUACAACAUUUGUUAACAACUGACUUUAUUUUGUUCUUUCACUCUCCUUAAAUGAGAAUGGAUUUCCAAUAUGUUGUGGGAUUACACUCACAGGGGGAGGAGAUAUCAUCUCCCAAAAUAACUUCCCUCCUCUAACAGCUACAAUGUUAGGGCUCAAUCUAUAGAUCCACAGACGAAGUCCCUGUGAGACCCAGGAGGCACCUGCAUGCUUCUGAUUCAUGAGUAGAAAUGUUGUCGGACUGCUUCCGGGCCACAUCAGAGCCUCGACAUUGGCAAUGCACUUUAUUCUCCUCUU